This is a messenger RNA of Drosophila ficusphila, 983 nucleotides long. RefSeq lists its product as uncharacterized. The transcript has 2 exons. Lineage: Eukaryota; Metazoa; Arthropoda; Insecta; Diptera; Drosophilidae. The record is from RefSeq and is a predicted model, not a curated record. The coding region runs from base 62 to 370 and encodes 102 amino acids.
UUAGACAAAUUUUACUCAUUUGACAGCACAAAAUUUAGGUUUUUUUUACAUUUAAAUAUAAAUGCCUCUCAUAUAUUACGAUCGAACGAUUAACUCGGCUCAGGAGCUCAUCUUGGCCGGUCUUCGAGAUGCAACCACUGGCACUUCCCUGCGUGAUUUGACUACGUUUGUGACGAGAAAAACGGGAUUUCCGGGCGAAGUCUGCUUCAGAGUUAUUGUGGAUGCCCUCGAGGAGGGCAUGGCCUGCAAGACCAUCAGGGAAAAGGACGGGCUCUUCUACGACUUACCGCCAAAACCUCGCCGUCUGCCCGCUCGGCGAAAAUGCAAAAUACCGCAAGCAGAGCCGGCGAACGACUGUUGCGAUAAUUAAUUCAUAAUGCCAAGAGUAUAUGCUCGAGUGGCCGAGGAGAGCAGCGCAAACACUUUAUUAAAAUUAAAAUUUAUCUAAAUUGCGACAGCAAGCCAUUCUAUCCGCAAAGUACUUGAACAACUUCGUCUGACAAUGACGGAAGGGUUGAUGCCAGGCGUUCCCUCCGCAAAGUGCACUUCUUGUUGUUGCAGCGUCUUGUGUCUGUCAAACGUCAGUCUUGGCGUUCUGGAGCGUUGAAAUUGAAAGCUCCGCUCGCUUUGUCUUCUGGCCAGGUGGAGCAAAGCCCCAUAAGUUGCCACUGGUGGUUGGAUGACGAUGGCGAUGGUGGUGGUGGUGGUGAUGUUGAUGGUGAAGGACUGGGCUCGGGCCUCUGCAUUCUCAAUGUGUCACUUUGAUUUAUUAUUUUCGACAGCCCUCCCUACGGAGACCUGCUUACAGGACCCAUAAGUCUAAGCAGCAGCACUGGAGUACAUAAGCAAAAAAGAAUAGGAGCACAAAAUGUUGUCAAAGUUAGUAGCUUUCACUUUCAGGAAGUUAUCUCAAUUACAUCAGCAGGAGGGAAAAUUAAAUAUCUAGGGAAUAAUAAUUAAAAUAAAUUUAAUACUGGAAAGAA